Molecule: messenger RNA, 1174 nt
Organism: Cydia strobilella
Lineage: Eukaryota; Metazoa; Arthropoda; Insecta; Lepidoptera; Tortricidae
Product: regucalcin-like
Exons: 6
Coding region: 79-1113 (344 amino acids)
Biological process (GO): L-ascorbic acid biosynthetic process
Molecular function (GO): gluconolactonase activity; calcium ion binding
Source: RefSeq, a predicted model, not a curated record
CCGUACCAUUUAUCACUGAGUAAGCGAGGGACUCGUGCCUUUAGUUUUUUUUUGUCAUAUUAAAACAAUUUUAACACGAUGUUUGGUGCAAUAUUGUUUUUGUUGAUUAGCAUUUGUGACAAUAUAUCCGGGUAUAAACCUAUGCUCGCCAAAGGCCCUUCGAAACGUCCCGAAGAACCUGACUAUAAAGUAUCAAUGGUGGCGUCGGAGGAGCACGCGGGCAGCCCCGCGCUGUUCACGCACGGCGAGAGCCCCGUGUGGGACGCCGAUACUCAGAGCCUGUAUUUCGUGGACGUUUUGGAGCAAAAUGUACAUCGCCUUCACUAUGGGACGGGGCAGAUAUUUACGAAACAUAUAGGUUAUGGGCAAGUGAACGUCGUUGCACUGGUGGAAGGUAGCAGUCGCCUGCUUGUAACCGUGCGAGCAGGAUUGUAUCUACUCGACUGGCAGACGGAAGGCGAUGCCGCGUUACGUCUGCUGGCCACAGUGGACGAUGGCAUGCCUGACAACGUCAUCAACGAGGGCAAGCCGGACGCCGACGGGCGGUUCGUGGCGGGUACUAAAGGCCCUCAAACAGGUGACGACGUGGUGAUUGACAAAGCCACUCUGUACAGCUUCGACCAGAACUCGCUGCAGAACCCGCGCGCGCUCCUCCGGCCCGUCAGCAUCUCCAACGGCAUCUCCUGGUCGCCAAACAACACCGUCAUGUACUACGUCGACUCGCCCACACAGAAGAUAGAGGCGUUCGACUAUGACUUGCUGACUGGAGACAUUGGUAACCGAAGGACUGUCUUCGACAUCACGGAACACGGGUACACCGACGCGAUCCCCGACGGUAUGACCAUAGACACCGAAGGUCAUCUAUGGGUGGCGCUCAUGUUCGGUGGGGCGGUGCUCCACAUAAACCCGGACUGCGGGGAGUUAAUAGCAGCGUACACGCUCCCGGCGGCGCGCGUGACGUCGCUGUGCUGGGGCGGGCCGCGGCUGGACGAGCUGUUCGUGACGACGUCGCGCGAGGCGCCGCUGGGCGGGGCCGUGUUCACCAUCCGCGGCACGCAGCGCCGCGGACUCGCGCCUAACAAGUUCCACUUCCAUGACGCUGAUAGAUACUGAGUUUUAAGUUAUAUUUUUUUGAUUUGAAUGUUUAUUGUAUUAUUUGUUAAACCUUUCCCUG